GGUGGGUCUGCGUUAGUCGCCGACAGGCUGGUGUCACUGGUGGAAGAGUUGUGCUUGUGGUUAGUUGUGUUCGUGGUGUUACAUAAUCGACGAAGAUGCCCGUAAGACGAAGAUGUAAGCUCCUAGUUAAAUCAGCGGCGUUAUCUCUGCAACAAAACAAGAACUUCUCGUACAGAGUUCAACAGUGUGUGUCGAAAACUGCAAAAGGGAAGGUCCUUUCCUCAGAGAGAAGACUUGGCUGUUACUUGUCAGAUGCGUGUAGCAGUAUUUCAACAAACAGAAGAUUCUGUACCGGCGCUAACGGCCUUAAAAUGAGAUUCGUUCAGUUUACUACUAGAGAAAACGGACCACAGAGAUUGGGUGUACAGUUGUCGCAAGAGGACGACAUUAUAGAUGUUAGCGGCGUAGACCAUUCUGUCCCCAAUGGUCUUGUUCAGUUUUUGCAGGCGGGACCGGGGCUGUUGGAGAGAGCUAAAAGGAUUGUUGCUGAAGGGAAGUCAGUCAUUCCCCUGAAAAAUGUUCGUCUCCUGCCACCAGUAACAUCUCCUGACAAGGUAGUUUGUGUGGGUCUGAACUACAGAGGUCACUGUGAAGAGCAGAACAUUCCAGCACCAAAAGAACCAAUGUUUUUUUCAAAAUUCAGCAGCUGCAUAACUGGGCCAUAUGACGACGUUCCUUACCCUCCUAUCACAAAGGAGCUGGACUGGGAGGUGGAACUGGCAGUGGUCAUGGGGAAAACUGCCAAGAAUGUUCGCCCAAUAAGUGCAAUGGAACAUGUUUUUGGUUUUACUGUUGCACAGGAUUUAAGUGCCCGUGAUUGGCAGAAAAAACGAAACUCGGGGCAGUUUUUGUUGGGAAAGGCUAUGGAUAGCUUCUGUCCACUUGGACCAGCUGUUGUCACUAAGGAAGCUAUUGCUGAUCCUCAUGCUCUAGGCAUACGCUCCAGAGUAAAUGGUAUUCUAAAACAAGAAGGAAACACAAAUGAGCUCAUACAUCGAAUAGAUCAUAUUAUCUCAUUCUUGUCUCAUGUCAUAACCUUGCGCCCUGGAGAUAUCAUUUUAACCGGCACUCCAGCUGGUGUUGGGAUGCACAGAAAGCCACCAGAGUAUUUGAAGGUUGGUGAUGUUCUAGAAAGCGAAAUUGAUGGCAUCGGGAAAAUGAAGAAUACUAUAGUUGAAUCAAAAUCUUAAAACUGUUUCAGACAGGCCAUGGUAUUUCAUGCACCUUGUCAUUAUUUAAAGCAGGCAGCAGUAGAGAUGACAAAUCUUCACCAUUUCAUUAUGCCUUUACUAAAUAAUUUGUACUUAAAUAAUACUGUUCCCUUUUGUAUUAUUUUAUUCAGAGGUUUGUUGUGGCUGUGCAUUGCUUUUGGAGAUGGUAUUAAAACAAAUAAAGCAUCCUUUUUUGUGCAACCAUUGUAAA
Messenger RNA from Schistocerca americana (American grasshopper), 1422 nucleotides. Its product is annotated as fumarylacetoacetate hydrolase domain-containing protein 2. The record is from RefSeq and is a predicted model, not a curated record. Bases 96 to 1190 code for a protein of 364 amino acids. Gene Ontology annotation, molecular function: hydro-lyase activity. The transcript has 5 exons. NCBI's taxonomy places the organism in Eukaryota, Metazoa, Arthropoda, Insecta, Orthoptera, Acrididae.